This is a messenger RNA of Symbiodinium necroappetens, 816 nucleotides long. The record is from the annotation of a GenBank genome assembly. Lineage: Eukaryota; Dinophyceae; Suessiales; Symbiodiniaceae.
AUGCACUCGAGACCAAGACUUGAAGAGCUCACCGCAACUGAUUAUGCUGUCAAGGCCAUUCCUUACGCCAUCAACUUCAAGCCGUAUCAUAUGGAGACCUGCUGGCCAGUUUUUCCAGUCAGUAUGUGCGUCACCCACUUUUGCGAGCUCUCCAUUUCUUGCCUCGCCAGAUUUUCACUUGAGGGUGAUUUGCGAUUCUUCCUGUUUGCAGCAAUGACACUGUUCGUGCGGCAGAUGCAUGUCAGCUUAGCAGUUGACAAACGACGCCGUGAGAUUCAGGUGGCGGUCUUCAUGUUCUUGCAGAUCUUCUUUUACGCGCUUCGCCCGACCUUCGUAAAACCGUCCCUUGUUGUGGGAGACGUGUGGAUGGUAGUCAACUACAUCAUUCAGUUUUCGUUUGACGGCUUGAUGGUGUACCUCUUCGGUCCGAAGGUAAUGAUCUGGUUUUUGGGCUCCAGUUUCCUUGCAGGGUCGAUUCAUCCGACGGCUGGCCAUUUUAUCGCAGAGCACUACGUGAUGGAAGGCGAGACGGAGACAUAUUCCUACUACGGACCUUUGAACAUGUUGACGUACAAUGUCGGCUACCACAACGAGCAUCACGACUUCCCCAAUGUUGCAUGGGGCAACCUUCCCAAGGUCCGCGACAUGGCGCCCGAAUUCUAUGACAAUCUUCCGAGGUGCAAUUCCUGGUUGGGCACACUGCUCAGAUACAUCUUCGAUGACACUAUCUCGCCGUACAGCCGGGUCAAACGAGACGUCAAAAAGAAAGCGUCCACGACUUACCUCCGGAAAAUUUCGGGGUCAAGAAAGACUUAG